GCGGCUGCCAAGUGCCUUGCGCUUUGCAAAGUUUGCAUCAAGGUAUUUCUUUCCUCGCCCGGGUUUUUUUAAUACACCUCAAGCCCAGCUGUCGCCUGGCGACGACUCUAUCAUCAACAUGUACUCUCUCCUCAAUUACGUCGCUGUGACCUCCAAAGAAAUAACCGUAUCAUCCUCUUCAACUUCUUUCCAAUCCCCUCUACGCCUCCUCGAUCACCUCUCCCAAUGAUAAUGUGACCUUUCAAAGCAACGAAACAGGGUUACACGGUCGCUCAGACGAAGAGAAACGGCUCAUCGGGAUCACGACUAUCUCUGUUGUUACGUGCCUUACACCCGAGUUCCAUACUGCGGGCCAAGAGGAAGUCACAAAACUUACAAUCUCAAUGUUGUUGCAGCGCUUACGGAUUUUGGAGCCGACUCUCGAAGCUGUGAUUGCGUAUAACCUUGUGGAUCUUGCAGUCGUAGCUCCCGAAGAGUCGUCUAUAGACGUUCAGGUGUUGGCCACCCAGACGAGGCUUGCACGGGAACUAGACCAAAGACCAGAUUUGUAUGACGUAUACCUGGUUGAGCUGCUCACUCUCUUCGGAGACAAAGGCGUUGCUAUCCAGAACGUGGCUACGUCUGCCCGACACGUCAAGACUACUCUCUACACCUGGCCACUUCGCAAGAGCUUAUGGGCCUCUUCUGAAACAUGUAAUUCCUCUGCGUCCUCUUCCACUUUACAUCUGCUCAUACCUGUGCUGGCAAAAAUCGCAACAAAGACGCCAACUCUGGUGCUCGAGAAUGCUCAUGAUGCAUGCUGCAUUGUUUGGAAAGGGAAGAAAGUUUUCCAGUUAAGUAUCACCCAUAACUUGUGGGCGUUCGAGAAGUAGUUCUAGGGACCGGAAGAGUCCGAAGGAGGUCUAAUACUUCGUCUCGUCAUUGCAAUCCUUAUUUUUCAGAGUGACUCACUGCUUUGGUAUUAAUGGAGGUGUGAUAGGCUCGAAAUUCCUCAGUAUUCACAAGACUUGAGUUAAAUAGUUCCUUGCAUGGCGGUCCCUGCUCACUAUCCGAGGAGUUCCGGUUAGAAUGUUGGCGCGAGUGUAAAGGUCGACUGUGGCCUUCUACACACACGUUAGAGAUAGGCAUGUAGACCGCGUGACCCAGGGGAAGGGGGGCAUC
Molecule: messenger RNA, 1161 nt
Organism: Suillus subalutaceus
Lineage: Eukaryota; Fungi; Basidiomycota; Agaricomycetes; Boletales; Suillaceae
Exons: 6
Coding region: 384-872 (162 amino acids)
Source: RefSeq, a predicted model, not a curated record